Nanorana parkeri is the source of this 2085-nucleotide messenger RNA. Its product is annotated as FH2 domain-containing protein 1-like. The transcript is spliced from 11 exons. NCBI's taxonomy places the organism in Eukaryota, Metazoa, Chordata, Amphibia, Anura, Dicroglossidae. The record is from RefSeq and is a predicted model, not a curated record. The coding region runs from base 1 to 2085 and encodes 694 amino acids.
AUGGUGACCUCCAGGAACGCUCCAUCCCUGCCAGUACCUCCAUGUCCUCCCCCACCACCACCGCCUCCAGCAACAUCCUCCGAAGCCUCCCUUCCCCCUCCGCCACCCCCUUUGGUAAAAUUCUUACCCCCACCUCCCCCGCCGCCCCUGCGGGGCUCCCUAAUUCCGGUGGCCAUCAGUAACGCCUCAGUUUCCGCCACCCCGCCGCUACGAUUCGGGGACCAACGCCGGCCGAAACUGCGGAACUUCAACUGGGAAGCUCUGCCCGCCGAUCGAGUGAUGGGAGGGCGCAACCUCUGGACCUGCGGCCCUCAGGGGACGAGUCUGCAGAUUGACGUCGCGCACAUGGAGGAGCUGUUUGGGCAGAGGGAGGAGCCGCGCAAACUGAGGGGCCAGCGGAGCUUCAAAGCACGGCCGGUCCACGGGGAGGCUGAACCAGAGAUUACAUUACUAGACGCCAAGAGAAAUAUGAACCUGGGGAUCUUCCUGAAACAGUUCAAGAGGCCGAUACAUGUCAUGGUGGAAGAUAUUAGGAGAGGAGUUGGAUCAAACUUUGGGGCUGAGAAAUUGGGGGAGCUGCAGAGACUUCUUCCGGAGAAAGAUGAGAUGAAGAGGCUACGGGCUUUCAAAGGAGACCAAAGUCGCUUGUCUGAUCCUGAGCUGUUCAUGGUGAUGCUGGUGGAAAUUCCCAGCUAUCCGCAGCGCCUGGAAGUCAUGAUACUGAAGGAAGAAUUCUUCCCGCAGCUCAACUCUCUGAAACAGUCAGUAGAAAUUCAGACUGCGGCAGCGACAGAGCUUCUACAAUGUGAGGAGCUUCACACUAUCAUCCAUCUGGUGCUGAAAGCCGGGAACUACAUGAAUGCUGGUGGUUAUGCUGGCAGUGCCAUGGGUUUUCGGAUGGGGUCUCUUCUGAAACUGGCAGACACUAAAGCAAAUAAACCUGGAAUGAACCUUAUGCACUUUGUAGUCCAGGAAGCUGAGAAGAAUAAUCGGACACUUCUAUGUUUUCCAGAAAAACUGACUCACCUAACCCAGGCGUCUCGUAUUACAUCCCUGGAUGUGGAGAGUGACCUGGAGACCCUCAGUCAGCGGCUUCGCAGCACCAGGGAAGCCCUCCGGGACCAGCCGGACCUGAAGCAUGAGAUGACGCCCUUCCUGCAGGUGGCAGAGGUAGAGCUGCGCGAGGUGUUCUGCUCUCUGCAGAGUCUGCGGGAUUCCAGGCGUGCCCUGAUGGAUUUCUUCUGUGAAGAUGAAUCAACGUUCAGACUUGAAGACCUCUGCCUCAUCUUCAGCACUUUCUGUGCCAAGUUCGCAGCUGCCGCUCAGGACAACAAGGACAGGGAGAAAGCGGAACAUCGUAAAGAACGUCUGGAGAAACGGCGCUCUAUUGCCAGCUGUUCCUUCCAAGAUAAAGAUCUUCAGGAUGUGGAGUUAGAGUUUUUGCUACUUCGGCUUCCCCGCAGAGUACGUUCUACUAGAGGACCACGUCCUCUUCCUCGUAGCCACUCCACUGAGGUUCUUAACUCCUCGCCAACUAAAUCCUCAGCUUCCACUGAAGCCAAAGCUGCAGAACCAAUUAGAGAAGAGGAGUCUCCGACACCUGAGAGACAAAACCAAGGGCUAAGGAGGCCACGGGAGGACAGCACAGGGAGUGACGGAUACCAGGAGACUCCUGGGAAAAUUAACAGAAGGCACACACUGGGAUGCCUUCCAUAUAGGAGUGAGAUAGAUGUGCAUUCAGUGGUUGGUUCUCCCAGUGAACAUUCUCAGGAGUCCUUACCCCAUGGUGCGGAGUCGGAGACUCUUUCUGUCUCUACUCCAAGUACCCCAACCACCAGCAUUUCCUUCAGCCAAGUUCUGAGGUCUUCAACUAGUGACACCCCUUUACAGAAGGAUUCUUCUCCUACAUCAGGCUCCCCAAAUUCAUUCCGCUUAGGAGGACUGUUUCAAAGGAGAGGAAGUUUGAAAAGUUUGGAACCUCUAACGAUGCAAGGAGCAGACAUCUCCCCACGAGGAGGCAGUGAAGCCUCUGCUCUCACCAGCUUUCUCAGAAGGGUUGACCAUGCUCUGCGCUCGCCUAAAUGA